Rhineura floridana is the source of this 5943-nucleotide messenger RNA. RefSeq names its product Rap guanine nucleotide exchange factor like 1 (gene RAPGEFL1). The coding region runs from base 937 to 2841 and encodes 634 amino acids. Gene Ontology annotation, molecular function: guanyl-nucleotide exchange factor activity. Gene Ontology annotation, biological process: Ras protein signal transduction; positive regulation of GTPase activity. The record is from RefSeq and is a predicted model, not a curated record. NCBI's taxonomy places the organism in Eukaryota, Metazoa, Chordata, Lepidosauria, Squamata, Rhineuridae. The transcript is spliced from 15 exons. Gene Ontology annotation, cellular component: plasma membrane.
UGGCUUGUUACCCUCCUCGGGAGGAGGCGAUCAAAGGGAAGGCGAGGGAAAAAGAGUGGCUGCUUAGCGAGCGAAGCUUCCUUACAGGCCAGGAGGCACGAAGAAGAAGGGGGGGUCCUGCAGGAGAGAGCCACCCCCGUGCAAACUCCCCUGCAGACAGGCAGGCUUCAGCCCCCGCUCCUGCUGCCGCCAGUAGCUGCCUCCCCCGCUGUCAUGAGCAUCCAUAAAGGAGGAUCCCGCUUGCGGCAGCAACAGCCUGGCGAAUAGAGAGCGCGCAGGGCGCACGGAGUGGCAAAGGCGAAGGCGAAGGAGACGAGGCAGAGGCUGCGUGGCGGCGGCGGCGGCGAGAUUCUGAUUGCAAGCCGGGACCCUUCAUCGGCUUCGGGAAAACACUGCCGGGGCCAAGGGCGUGCUCCUCGAUUUGCCAAGGGCAGAGUUGGAGGAGGGGAGGAUCUUUCCAAAGAGGUUUUGCCAUCGCCACGCUUUUGGCGUGGCCAACGAGAAGACUAGACAGCAAUCUACCUUUUUAUCCCUCCCACAUCAUCGUUUAUAAUUUCAGGGGUCAGCCAGGACGCGGCGCCACCGAGGGCGCUUCUAGUCGCUCCUCCCGCAGGGAGAGUCGAGCCGGACCUCGCUCACCCCGCCCCCUAAUUCCUUUCCACGCUCCCUAAGAUUGGCCAAAGCUGCCACCCUCCUGCUCCGACACACUUCCCUUACCCAAGCUCCUUGCCACCUUCUUCCCCAGAUCUUCCGCCGCCUCCAACAUCUGGCACAGCUAUGACUCUCUGAUCACACGUCUCUCCAUCCCCGCCGCCAGCACGCAGAGUGCUACACCCCUGAUCCCCAAUUUUGGCCAAAGCUGAAAAGGGCACAUUGGAUCACACCUCGUCCUGGGGCCCUGCUGAGCCCCUGGGUGCCCCCACUGUGGCCAGCGGGAUGAAGCCUUUGGAGAAAUUUUUGAAAAAGCAGGGGUCCCACUUGGCUGCCCGGGCUGGCCCUGGGGCUGGUGGGCAGGUGCACCGCAGGCAAAGUGUCUCCAAGAUCCUUCUGCCUGGAUUCCUCAAGGAGCCCCCAGAAGAUCCCCCUGAAGGAGGCACAAAAACUGCUGGUGAUGGCCGCUGGCUGGAGCUGCGGCCCCCUGAUUCCUCUCUGCGCUCCCCAACAUCCUUCUCGUCUGAGGAGCUGUCCCCAGGGGGUGGUGGAGGUGGUGAGACCCAGCUCAGCCCAGAGUCUGUUCCCACCUGCUGCUGGGCACCGCUGGCAGAACCCGAGAGCCCUGAUCAACUAUUGGGGAGGCUUCUGGAGAAACUGGGAGGGGACCCAACAGCCCCCCAUGGGCAUGGCUGUGGCUCAGACCUAUUCCUAGAUGACAUCGUGCUCACCCACUCGUUGUUCCUGCCCACGGAGCAGUUCCUGCACCAGGUGCACCAGCACUUCAUGACAGCAUCUACAAUCCCAUCACCGGCAUGUUGGAAGGAAGGCGAGGCCAUGCACCGAAAGCGAGCUGUUUUGGUUAUUUUGCUGCACUUCCUUGAGACAUACAAGGGGAUCUUGCAGGAGGAGGAGAAAGCAGGCAAAGUUAUCAAGGAUCUGUACCUGCUAAUCAUGAAGGACUCCUCCCUUUACCACAAACUGGAAGAUGAAAUUUUGAAGCUACAUCAGCUCGUGGAAACAGUUGAACUCAAGGUAACUGAAGAAAGCCAUCCCCCAAGCAAACAAGUCAAGCCCCUUUUCAGGCAUUUCCGACGCAUAGAUUCCUGCCUCCAGACACGGGUCGCUUUCCGUGGGUCAGAUGAAAUCUUCUGCCGCGUUUACGUGCCCGACCACUCAUAUGUCACCAUCCGCAGCCGCCUCUCUGCCUCUGUGCAGGACAUCCUCACCUCGGUGACUGAGAAGCUCCAGUAUUCGAAUGAACAGCCCACACGGGAGGAGGCUCUCAUACUGGUGGCAGUAGCAUCCUCAGGAGAGAAAUCUGUGCUACAGCCCAAUGAAGAGUGUGUUUUCACUACCCUGGGGAUAAACAGCCAUCUCUUUGCCUGCACUAAGGAUACUUUCCCUUCACUGGUCCCUCUCCCUGAUGAAAUCCAGGUGUCUCCAGGUGACACAGAGAUCCACCGGGUUGAAGCUGAAGAUGUGGCAAAUCACCUCACAGCUUUCCACUGGGAAUUGUUCCGCUGUGUCCAUGAGCUGGAAUUUGUGGACUAUGUGUUCCAUGGGGAACGUGGCCGACGGGAGACUGCCAACCUGGAGUUGCUGCUGCAACGUUGUAGUGAAGUUCAGCACUGGGUGGCCACUGAAGUGUUGCUGUGCGAGUCGCUGGGGAAGCGGGCCCACCUGCUCAAGAAGUUCAUAAAGAUUGCAGCCGUAUGUAAACAGAACCAAGACAUGUUAACAUUCUAUGCCGUGGUUAUAGGACUGAACAACGCACCUGUCAGCCGUUUGCGUCUCACCUGGGAGAAGCUUCCAGGGAAAUUUAAGAACCUGUUCCGGAAAUUUGAGAAUCUAACGGACCCCUGCAGGAAUCAUAAAAGCUACAGAGAAGUCCUCUCCAGAAUGAAACCCCCCAUUAUUCCCUUCGUACCCCUCAUCCUAAAAGAUCUGACAUUUUUGCAUGAAGCUAGCAAAACCUUGGUGGAUGGACUAGUCAAUGUAGAGAAGCUGCACUCGGUAGCAGAGAAAGUGCGGACAAUCAGGAAGUGCCGGAGCCGGUCCCUCUGCCUGGAAAUUGAGUCAUCUCCCCAACAGUUGCAGACAAAAGCUUACGCUCGGCAGUUCCAAGUUAUUGACAAUCAGAACCUGCUCUUUGAGCUCUCUCAUAAACUGGAGUCAAACAGCCAAUGAGGCAGCUGCCCACAGGCAGGCAUCACUAGCAAAGAAUGUUUACGCUGCGUGAUACUCAAGCACUUUUUGGAUGUACAGGGGUUCCUCCUAGGGUUUCACCCGGUUGGAGAGGACAGCAUGGAGUCGCCAAAUGGCAGGGAUGAUCAAGCUUGGUCAGGGAUAGCCCAAAACAUUUUGGUGACUGAAGUGGAAAAUCAGAAUGGCACCUCACCUUCCUGUUAAUUUAACAUGGGACACAAUUUGCCACAAAGUUCUCCUGCCAGGACUGGCCCCAAUAUAUUUUCAUGCCAGAGAUGGAAAAUCAAAAUGGCACCUUCCUCUCCCCACAUCCACAGCAGUUAAAAAACAAGCAAACAACUCUUCAAAUAACUGACCAUUUUUAGCCCUUUUAAAUUGUGCCCCAAAUCUACUGCCUUUGCCUAAUGGCAGAGCUAGCUCAGUUUUCUGUGCAGGCCUCAUUUAAGUGAAUGAAAGCUGCGGUGGAGCACAUCUGAGUGGGAGUUCCACAGCAGAAGCUCAUAAUGUAUUGUGGCUCAUUGUCCAAUCUGGUUCCUGAGCAGAGCCGCUUCUGACCAUCCUUUGACAGAGUGGUUAGGACUGAAAAUAAAAUAGUCACAGGAGAUGGAACAGUGUCUUGUGGAGAAGAUCAAGCCAAAACAGGAUUUCUUGACUUCCUUGUAGGACAGCUUGCACUGGAGGUCAGUGCCCUGUUGAGGGAGUUCCCUCCUUACCAUGAGCUUAAUGGAACAAGUCCUUGAAAAUUAACAAUUUUAGAAUCAGAUAAAUAAGCUUCUGAUGUCAUGGACUGGACAUAGUACAGCUGCUAGAGACAGUGGGUGCAGAAAUGUUAAUUUUCUAUAUUUUAAUUCUCUUAUUUCUAUACUACACUAUUUGUGGACAUUUUUCUUUCCAUCUUAGAAAGGUCUGAUGUGGAAACAUCAUCAUUAGCAAUAAUGAUGAUUCACAGGAGACUCUCAAAGUCUCAGGGUUCUGUUCUCUCAGAAUGUUUCUAAAAAAAAAAAAGCUACUCCAGGUAACUGAGUUGUUAAAAUUCAGCUUGCUUUGGCUGUGAUGGAUGGGGCAGUAUUCAAGAAUUUACAUUCUGUGAGAUUUCAACUACAAGAAUUUAAAAUAUACAUCAAAAUGAUAAGACUGUUGUAGUUCCUUAUUGAGGUAUUGCUAUUCAGACUUUAACUGGCCUAAAAGACAUUCCUGGACCCCCGCAGCACUGUGGGGGCUAGGGUUAAGGAUCUCUUAACAAACAAUCUUUUGUACUCUCACCAAACUACAGUUCCCAGGAUUCUUUGUGAGAAGCCAUGACAGUUAAAGUGGUGUAUGUUUUUGUAGUCUAGAUACACAGUCUCUGAUUCUAGCUUCUGUCUGAAUCCCCAAGUGUUGAAUAAAUUUGUUUUUUGAAGAAGCCAAUUAUCUCUUCCCCUUGAACUAGGCUUUAGGUAAAGGUCACUCUUGAGUUCUGGGAUGUCUCCUUCAACAGCUUUGAAGAGCCAUGGAGGGACAGGGAGAUUGCCAUCUCAGAGUAGGAUAGUAUGGUUUUCCUUCUGUGUCGUCCUCUCUACAGGGAAGAGGCCCAUAGUUCAGCAUCUGCCUUGCAUGCAGAAGAUCCCAGGUUCAAUCCCUGGCAUCUCCAGGUAGGGGUGGGAUAAGACUCCCUGCCCGAAACCCUGGAACGCUGCUGCCAGUCAGUGCAGACAAUACUGAGCUAGAUGGACCAAGGGUCUGACUUGGUAUAAGGCAGUUUCCUAUGUUCCUAGCACAGGGACGUUCACAGGAACUCUAGAGAGAUUGUCUCCUGCUAGUCACACAGUUUGGAUGGUUACACAGUGAUAAACAAUUUUUAUUCUCACUGCUCCAAAGUGCCUUUACAGAAUGUUAUGUAGUGAUUUGAAUUUAUCUUAACUUCAGAUUAAUUAAUCUGGAAUAAUUUAUCAAGAUAAACAUAUAAGACUGGAGGAAAUUUCUGUAAACUUUGUUUGAAACAGCAUGUUGAAAGAGGGAUGGUCAUUUACUAUCUUUCAGCCUUUCCCUCCAGUUGUGUGAACAAAAAGUUGAUUUAAAGUGUACUAAUACAGUUAUGUUCUCAGUCCUUGCUGUCAAGUGCUUUCAAGAAAAGACCUUAAUUCUCAAAUAUUUUGAAUUUAAUCCAUGUUGGCGAUUGUGAGGACAGAACCAAAAAUAUUAUUUAUUUUGGAUUAUUUAAUCUGAGAUAACAGGUCAGAACUUUGUGGAUCCUCCCAAUAGCUUUUAACCAACUUUCUGCGGGACAGAGUGCCAAACACAUAUACAUACCUGUCCUUUCCAUACAUUGUCAACGGAACACUUACAGUCUGCUCUUAAUAAAUAGUGUUGGCAAUGGGUUGCAAUGGGGCAGUCCUAUCUUGCAAAGGUUCUGCACCUCCUAGCACUUCUCAAAAUACUUUCAAACAUCAGGCAGACUAUCUAUCUUGUUUUAUGAGAUUAGGAAAGCCUGCUUUGAUAUAAUUUAAGAACUAAUUUUGUCUAGUCCCAUAACUCUUGCAUGGAAAAAUCACAUCUCAGGGCUCAGUCCUAGAAUCUAUGUAUUCCCUCUGGAAUCUAUUUUCAGUGCCAUGAUUCAACCCUGGAAAUGUGAAGUAAUAAAUAAGAAUGUUUGAGCAUGUCUGCAUUGUCCACACUACUGAGUAACCACAGCCCCCUUCCACACAUUUCUGAUUAGCGGGCAGGACUUUCAGGUUAUUGGGGAAGACAUCUACUGCUUUUUAGAAAUCAACUGCUUUCCCUACCUGUUUCUAACAGCUUUAAUAUUUGGUCAAAACAUUGAUAUCAAAUAACAGAUAUUGGAAAGAAUCCUCUCUUGUUUUUUAACAAUGAGUUUGUUCUUUGCUGACCUCCCUUCUCUUUGAUAAGAGUUGUGUUUAUUUGUGUGUCGGGGGGUUACCUCUUGUGCAGAGGUGGGGGGACUAGAUGCUGCUGAACUUCAACUCCCAUCAUCCCUAACCACUGGCCCUGCUGGCUGGGGCUGAUGGGAGUCAGAGUUAGGGUGCCAGGUUCAAUCCCUGAGACUGAUCCUGUAUCUUUAGGAGAAGAGAAAGUCAGCCAAGUGCA